This is a messenger RNA of Mucor mucedo, 354 nucleotides long. Its product is annotated as ParB/Sulfiredoxin. Bases 1 to 354 code for a protein of 117 amino acids. Gene Ontology annotation, molecular function: sulfiredoxin activity. NCBI's taxonomy places the organism in Eukaryota, Fungi, Mucoromycota, Mucoromycetes, Mucorales, Mucoraceae. The record is from RefSeq and is a predicted model, not a curated record. The transcript is spliced from 3 exons. Gene Ontology annotation, biological process: cellular response to oxidative stress. Gene Ontology annotation, cellular component: cytoplasm.
AUGGCGACAGAAUCACAUGUAGAUAACUUUUCAAUUCACGGUAACUCGGUGAAACAAGUAUUUGAUGUGCCCAUGUCCGUAAUCAACCGACCGAUUCCAUCACAAUUGGAUAAAGAAAAGGUGGAGAAUAUGAAGACGAUUUUACAAAUACCCGAACGAGAGAAUGAGUUGACACCUAUUGAUGUACAUCAUGUAAAACACAAGGGUCAAGACUAUUACUUUGCAUUUGGAGGGUGUCAUCGUUGGGAAGCAAAUAAAGAGUUAAAAAGAGAAACAAUCAAGGCUAAAUUAAUCGAGACACCUGCUAGUGUGAUCAAGACAUAUCUUGGCUCUUCCUCACCAUUUAAGGAUUAG